CAGGUGACAGUAACGGCAAUAUUGUGCCAUAACCUCAAGUUGUUACUAUCAUGGCAAAUACGGGGGUCCUGCCCUUCGUUCGGGGCGUAGACUUCACCCGAAAUGAUUUCAGCGGUGAUAAAUUUCCGGAUGCUGUCAGUUCCAUGACUGGAGUGCAAUGGCUGAAAUUAGAUCGAACCAAUUUGGUGGAAAUCCCGAAAGAAAUGGGCAACUUGCUCAAACUGGAGCAUUUGUCGCUGACGAGAAACCACCUUGAGAAGUUGUAUGGGGAAUUGACCGAACUCAACUGUCUACGCACGCUGAAUUUGCGCCACAAUAAAGUGAAAAGUUCGGGGAUCCCAGCUGAAUUGUUUCAUUUGGAGGAGUUAAGUACGCUGGAUUUGAGUCACAAUAACUUGAAGGAGGUGCCUGAUGGGUUAGAUAGGGCGAAGUCGCUUCUGGUGUUGAAUUUGAGUCACAAUCAUAUUGACUCAAUUCCUAAUACUUUGUUUAUAAACUUGACUGAUUUAUUAUUUUUGGAUUUGAGCGACAAUAAUUUAGAGACACUGCCCCCUCAAACGAGACGAUUGGCCAAUUUGCAAACUUUGAUUUUAAAUAACAACCCCUUGGGCCAUUUUCAGUUAAGACAACUACCCUCAUUGCUUAAUUUAGAGACGUUACAAAUGAGAAAUACGCAGCGCAACCUUAGUAAUUUUCCGACGAAUUUGGAAAAUCUGGUUCUUUUAACAGAUGUUGACCUGGCACAAAACGCUCUACCGAAAAUACCAGAAGCUUUGUAUUCUCUAGCAAACUUGAAACGACUUAAUAUAAGUGAAAACGAAAUCACGGAACUCUCUACUGCAAUGGAGUUGUGGCAAAAACUUGAAACUUUGAACUUAUCCCACAACAAAUUAACCAGCCUUCCGCCGGCUUUGUGCAAAAUUUCCACCUUGAGACGUUUUUACAUCAAUGACAACCAGUUAGAUUUUGAAGGGAUUCCUUCAGGUAUUGGUAAACUUGGAAGUUUGGAAAUAUUUUCAGCUGCUAAUAACCAACUGGAGAUGAUUCCUGAGGGUUUGUGCAGAUGCGGCUCGCUAAAAAAGCUCAAUUUAAGCUCAAACCGGCUAAUAACUCUUCCUGAUACAAUACAUUUAAUUAACGAUUUAGUCGCUGUUGAUUUACGAAAUAAUCCCGAUUUGAUAAUGCCCCCCAAACCCGUUGAAAUGACGAGAGGAGCCGGACUGGAAUUUUACAAUAUCGAUUUUUCGCUGCAAAAUCAGUUGCGACUGGCGGGGGCAAACGUCCCGGUGCCAACCCCAGCACAAAACCCUAGUAAAGACCCAAUUGCGCGAAAAAUGCGGCUGAGAAGGGGCCGCAGAGACCAUGAAGAGGCAGAUCAAGAUCAGGCGAAAAUCCUCAAAGGUAUGAAAGACAUAGCAAAAGAAAAAAAUUUGAGCAUGCAGACUGAUGACACAAAAGCUGAAUCACUAAAACCUAAGCGUUGGGAUGAAACUCUGGAAAAGCCGCCUCUGGAUUACUCGGAAUUUUUUGAAGAGGAUGCAGGUCAAGUCCCAGGCCUGACGAUUUGGGAAAUUGAAAAUUUCUUGCCAAACAGGAUUGAUGAAGUAGCUUAUGGGAAAUUCUAUGAAGCGGAUUGUUACAUUGUUUUAAAAACGACACAAGAUAAUAAUGAAUUGCUUAAUUGGGAAAUCUAUUUUUGGAUUGGUGAAAAAGCUCCACUUGAUAAGCGUGCUUGUUCAGCCAUUCACGCUGUCAAUUUGCGCAACUAUUUAGGGGCUCAAUGUAGAACAAUCAGAGAAGAACAAGGCGACGAGUCUGAAGAGUUUCUAAAUCUUUUUGACACCCAAAUAACGUACAUUGAGGGCGGUCGCACCUGCAGCGGAUUUUUCACUGUUGAAGACAACGUUUUUGAAACCAGGUUUUACCGAAGUCACACUGCUGGUCCUUCAAUUCAUUUGGAGCCUGUGGCUGUUUGUGCCGAGUCUCUGGACCCCCGGUUCGUUUUUAUUCUUGACACUGGAAUGAAACUCUUUACGUGGAAUGGUAAAAAAGCCAAGAAUACUCUUAAGUCGAAAUCGCGACUUUUGUGUGAGAAAAUCAAUAAAAAUGAAAGGAAAAAUAAAGCUGAGUUGAUUACUGAAGCUAUGGGUAAUGAAAGUCGGGAGUUUUGGGUGGCGUUGGGUGAGCUUGAGGGGGUGCCACCGGAAGAGCCGUUGCAGGAACAUGUUGAUCCUGAUUUUGUUCCUGUGGCACCUAGGUUGUAUCAGAUUCAGCUGGGUAUGGGUUAUUUGGAGUUGCCACAGAUUGAAGUACCGCAUGGGAAACUCACAAAUAGUUUGUUGAAUAGUAAAAAUGUCUAUAUUCUGGACUGCUAUUUGGACGUGUUUGUUUGGAUCGGGAAGAAGUCAACGCGCCUUGUGAAUGCCGCCGCUGUAAAACUGUGUGAAGAACUAUUUAACAUGAUCGACAGACCUGAUUAUGCAAUGGUAACACGCGUGAGAGAAGGCACUGAACCCCAGGUGUUUAAAUGUAAAUUCGUGGGAUGGGAUGAAGUCAUCGCUGUUGAUUUUACCCGCACUGCCGAAUCCGUCCAAAAAACAGGAGCGGACUUGAAUAAAUGGGCCAAACAACAAGAAACUAAACACGAUUUGACGGCUUUAUUUACGCCGCGUCAACCCGCCAUGCCUCUUACAGAAGCCCAACAGUUGAUGGAAGAAUGGAACGAAGACUUGGAAGUCAUGGAACCUCUGGUCCUUGAAGGAAAGAAAUUUGUUCGUCUACCGGAAGAAGAAAUCGGUCAUUUCUACUCCAUGGACUGCUACGUCUUCCUGUGUCGCUAUUGGGCGCCCAUCGACGACGACAGCGACGGCGGCGAGCCCUCCACCGAAGGCGACGAUUUCCACUGCGUCGUUUACUUCUGGCAAGGCCGCGAAGCCUCGAACAUGGGCUGGCUCACGUUUACCUUCACUCUUCACAAAAAGUUCAAACUUUUGUUCAACGACAAACUCGAAGUCGUCAGAACUUACCAGCAACAAGAAAACAUGAAGUUCAUGGCGCACUUUAAACGAAAGUUCAUAAUCCAUCAAGGUAAACGUAAGCAGAGAGAGAAAAACGCGGUAGAGUUCUAUCACUUGCGGUCCAACGGAAGCGCUUUGUAUACUAGAUUAGUGCAGAUAAAGCCUGACGCGGGUUCGCUUAAUUCGGCGUUCUGCUAUAUUCUUAAUGUGCCUUUCGAACAAGAGGAUGAAGCGGGGAUUGUGUAUGUGUGGAUUGGGUCCAAAGCGGACGCGGAUGAAGCUAGGUUGAUCCAGGAGAUAGCGGAAGAUAUGUUUAACAGUCCGUGGGUGAGUCUCCAGGUGUUGGCGGAAGGAGAAGAACCGGAUAAUUUCUUCUGGGUGGGGCUUGGUGGAAAGAAACCGUAUGAUACAGAUGCCACUUUUAUGGAGUACACGAGAUUGUUUAGGUGUUCGAACGAAAAAGGGUAUUUUGUCGUUUCAGAAAAGUGUUCCGAUUUUUGUCAGGAUGACUUAGCUGACGAUGAUAUUAUGAUUCUUGAUAAUGGAGAGCAGGUGUUUUUGUGGCUUGGAGCUAAAUGUAGUGAAGUUGAAAUCAAACUUGCUUAUAAAUCAGCACAGGUUUAUAUUCAACACAUGAGAGUGAAACAGCCUGACCGACCUAGAAAACUCUUUUUGACACUGAAAAAUAAAGAGUCAAGGAGAUUUUACAAGUGUUUCCAUGGCUGGGGGGCACACAAGAAGCCACCAGAAUAAAGUGCCAAAUAAAUCUACGCAUAGUAUUAAUUUAGAGAGAGCUCAACUAUAAAUCACUGCAAUAUACAUACUAAUUUAUUGAACACACUAAUAUACAAUAAAUAAAAUUUAAAAGUU
Molecule: messenger RNA, 3887 nt
Organism: Zophobas morio
Lineage: Eukaryota; Metazoa; Arthropoda; Insecta; Coleoptera; Tenebrionidae
Gene: fliI
Product: protein flightless-1
Exons: 15
Coding region: 51-3770 (1239 amino acids)
Biological process (GO): actin filament severing; actin polymerization or depolymerization; barbed-end actin filament capping
Cellular component (GO): cytoplasm; actin cytoskeleton; nucleus
Molecular function (GO): phosphatidylinositol-4,5-bisphosphate binding; actin filament binding
Source: RefSeq, a predicted model, not a curated record